Molecule: messenger RNA, 2142 nt
Organism: Suillus clintonianus
Lineage: Eukaryota; Fungi; Basidiomycota; Agaricomycetes; Boletales; Suillaceae
Exons: 6
Coding region: 382-1932 (516 amino acids)
Biological process (GO): mycotoxin biosynthetic process
Molecular function (GO): acetyltransferase activity
Source: RefSeq, a predicted model, not a curated record
GAGAAGACUACUUGGCACCAUGGCUAUGUAGCAUUACAUAUAGAUCGAUUCAAUGGUACUAGUCGGCGUUUGGUCCUUCGAAGAAUCGCGCACAUGAUAUGAUAAUAGGAUGGGCGCCGAGUUGAGAACCCCAACACGCACUCUGAUCUCACAGCAUUUUCGAAUCGGAUAACAUUCACAUGAUUGAAAACCGGUGCGUGAGAGGAAAAGGGUUUGGGGCUCAUCACCGCACAACAAUGAUAUCGAUUAGUAUGGUGAGUCCGUUGAUCACAGCAUACUAGGAAGUUCGUUUCAUUGGGCGAGCCCUUUUAUAGACAGUAUAUAAUUGUAGCAGCCUCAGCUUCAGCUUCGAUCGCUGACGCAACCCUACUAUCGACUCAGAUGGCUAAUAUCCUUGCUCGUUACGAUUUAGAACAGUUCAAAUGGAAGCCUUUCAAAGGUGAAGGCGCCCGAAAUGGAUGCGCUCGCCCUCUUGGAGGCGUUGAGCAUGUCCAGGAUAUCAUGAACCGCCAUCUCAAGGGUGACCAAACGUUGUUCUUCGGAGUCAUUGUUGACCUGCACAAGCCCGUGAGCAUCACCAAGCUCGGUUCUUCCGCUCAAGAAUGCUGGUGCUGGCUCCGGUUCCAAAUUCCUACCGUUGCGUCAUCCAUAAAUGGAUCUGAUCAUGAGCUGCCCACGUUAACCUAUACAACCGCAAGUCCGCAAGAGAUUAGCCGGUGGGCGGAGCGCACUCUCAUUGUCCAUUCACCCUCACAUAUCGACCUUGAACAAUUGCGGGCCAACGAGGGUCCAAAGAAGAUCCCUUCGUCUGACGGAGAUCAUACAUGGUUGCACCUUGUCCCUGGCGAAAUUGCCAACGACAGAGUCUCCAAAUUUGGUCUGCUGUUCCACACCCAUCACUCACCGUUUGAUGGCGCGGGCUUAAAGAUCGUCACAAAUCGCUAUCUCACACAAUUGGCGAAUGUGCUCUCUGACUCCUACAGCGCGCCCGAAGUUCUUGAAUGGGGAAAUGAGCUGGGAAAUCUCCCUCCGGCAGCCUACAACAUCCUAAACUCCAACGAACCCCUUCCUAUUUCACCAGACUCGCCGGAGGAACCUUCCUUUGACAACGAGUACUACAAGUCCUUUGGAACUGUUCUCGCUGGCUUCGGCGCCGCGGCGAAGGACACAUACGGAUUUAGAGAUCGCCCAAAAGACACAGAGUGGCCGACGACGCGUCGCGCCGAAGUCCUCUUCACGAAGGAAGAAUCAGAAAGAAUUCAAAGUGCCUCGAAGGUCUCUGGGUUCACACUUACACACCUUGCCCAUGCUGCGUUAGCAAUGGUCGUCAUAGCUGAUAAUCCACCCACUUCGGCGUCUUCUUCCCACUACUUGAACAACGUGUCUAUGGCGAAUUUCCGAGGACGGUUGGAUCCAAUCAACUCGCUGCAUCCAGGCUAUAUCCUUGGUGUUUUAAUGGCCAGGAUUCCGGUGUCAGCAUUCUUGGCCCCAGACGGAAGUGUCUUCCCAUUAGAUAAGGACCUACUUCUACAGGUGGCAGCUAUAGCCAAGGAACAGUAUCGAGCCCACACAGAAUUGCCCGCUGCGUUGAGUUGCAUGCCGCAGGUUGGUGAAGUAUUCGCCUCGGCCUAUGUGCCAGCUGCAUCUGCAAACAUGCUGCCAUCCAACCAGUGUUACUCAUUUUCCAGUGACGGCAAAGGAGAAAACUACAUGAAUCACACUUUUGCGGAUGACAAUGGGAAACCCCUCCUUUCGAUUGCCAAGUUCUUUACAUCUUUGAAUAGAUUUGAUCCCGGCCCAUUCUUUCGUCUCUCCUCUUGGGGGGGCGUGAUCGAUCUGGGUGCUGAUUACAAUUCUAAUAUUGUGACGACGGAGGAUAUGAUGAAUUACUUGAAUCUAUGGAAGAGCUUUUUACUUCUGGUCCUUGACUAACACUUGUAACUGAAUAUUAACGAUAUCCUGCCUUCAUUGCCAUGUUAUAUCAUUAGGAACUAGAUGAGCAAUAUGACUUGAAAACGGCCCCCAGGGAUGAAGGAAUUGCAAUGAGUAUCAAAUGUCCCACUAGAAUUAUUAAGAGAGUGGGCACUUAAGCAUUCUGCGCCGAUGUGACUCAGUGAGAAAAUUUACAUGACAGAGGUAAAG